AGUGACUAGCGCGCAUGCGCAAGCUCGGUGUGUACGGAAGAGCUGCAGCAGCAUGGUGAACGGUGUCAACUGAAAUGAUAAAACACGUUUUCUUGACAGGACCUCCAGGUGUGGGGAAAACCACUCUGGUUCAGAAAGCCUGUGAUGCUUUAGUGUCAUCAGGAGUUGGAGUUGAAGGAUUUUACACAGAGGAGGUCAGGGAGGGAGGCCGGAGAGUUGGCUUUGAUGUCGUCACAGUGACGGGAGCGAGGGGCCACCUGUCCAGAAUCAGAGACAUAGCUGGUGCAUCUCAUGGCAGAAGGGAAUACACAGUUGGGCAGUAUGUGGUUGAUUUGCCUUCAUUUGAAAACCUGGCUCUCCCCCUCUUCAGGAAGGUAGGGUCAGCAGAUGGGGGCGGCAGGAAGGUGUUUGUCAUUGACGAGAUUGGGAAAAUGGAGCUCUUCAGCCAGUCAUUCAUCAGGGCAGUGAGGCAGACUUUAGAUAGCUCCUCCUGCACCGUGCUGGGCACCAUCCCCAUCCCCAAGGGUAAACCACUGGGUCUGGUUGAAGAGGUGCGGAGCAGGAGAGAUGUCAAGGUCUUCACUGUGUCUAAAGAAAACAGAAAUGCCAUUCUACAAGAUAUUCUGUCAGCACUACAGGACUGUCUAAAACCUCCAACCUAACGUGGAGAUUCAGAACCACUAAAAGGGGAAAACCCUGCAAUUCCUGUGUGUGUUUCUGCUGACAACAUGUUUCCAUGCAUAUACAGUACAAGCGCACGCAGCCAGGCUACUCAGAGGAUCCACACACGCUUCACGACAGGGUUGUGACCCAACCUAAAGGGCAUCCCGAGCUGCUGGAAGAGUUAGUGUGUCACAUGUACACAAUUCAUUUCUUUUUUCUUUCUCAUACUGCCUCAAAAUGGAUUGCAUGCUGAAUAAUUGAUUAUGAGAUGGAACGCAGCGGGUUGAGUUGUUCAGUUAGUGUGUAAAUACCCCCUGUGCUCUCAGAGUCAAGCGCCCGCUAGUCCUCAAAACAGCUCUGUUCUAUUUUUAAUGCAGCUGCUGACCAUAAAGAUUUACCUCCAGCAGCCAUUUUGAUUUGUUCAUGAAGACAAGUGGUGUUUUUUUUUUUUUUUUUAAAUGGACCCUGCUCAUAUGUUUAGUUCUUUGCUAUGUGAGCCUCCUUGUGUUAGUCUAGUCUACAUGUGGAUGUACUCAUUGAAAAUCAAUCAAUAUUUAACGGUGUAACUAUGUCCAAUCUUUUCAUGGUUUAUUCAUAUGAUAACAUGAACAAAAAACAUUUGAAAAAUAAACAGAUGUUGUCUUCAGUUA
Thunnus maccoyii (southern bluefin tuna) is the source of this 1313-nucleotide messenger RNA. RefSeq names its product nucleoside-triphosphatase, cancer-related (gene ntpcr). Lineage: Eukaryota; Metazoa; Chordata; Actinopteri; Scombriformes; Scombridae. Gene Ontology annotation, molecular function: ATP hydrolysis activity. Bases 75 to 662 code for a protein of 195 amino acids. The transcript has 5 exons. The record is from RefSeq and is a predicted model, not a curated record.